This is a messenger RNA of Eruca vesicaria subsp. sativa (arugula), 1196 nucleotides long. The record is from the annotation of a GenBank genome assembly. NCBI's taxonomy places the organism in Eukaryota, Viridiplantae, Streptophyta, Magnoliopsida, Brassicales, Brassicaceae.
GUAAAUAAAGCUAUUUUGAAGAUUUAUAUAUUGUUCUGUGAAAUAAUAUGAUUGCUGUCUGACACUCAUUUUAAAAAUAGAAGGAUCGGAAUUUCUCUCUCUCUUUCUCUUUCUCUCUCUCUUUCGCCAGAAUGAUUUAAAAGUAUAUUCUAUUUAUUACAGAUCUGCUCUUGGAUUCCGGAUUCUGCUACAAACGAAGAAGCCAAAGUGUUCAUCUGUUCACUUUCAUAUUAUCUAAAAAUCCGUAAAGAUGAUGCAAAUGGAUGGUGGCGAUAGACUGAGAGUAACGUUAUUAGAUUGUAUGGAGACUGGCCGGACCUCGUUACCUGGCUUGACUCUCGAAGAUAUUCUUAUGGCUGAUAGAAACGGAGCCUCGCCACAGCCUCUGCCGUCGAGGAACCAAUCAAAUCGGACACUUCUUGAUGUAAUGCAUAGAGAGCACCGACACGACUACAACCACCGAGACAAGACCGCUUGGAAGUCUUUCCGUGAAAAGCUUCGCCUCAAACGCAAUGCUACCGUUUGGAUCUCGUCUAAUCCUAUCCCGAGUUUGAAUUCCCCUGUCCUUAACCGGGAUAGCGACAGUCACCAGCUCGGUUCUCUCCUCUCUAACUCCAGAAACGAAGGAGAACAAUCACAACCGGAGUCUGCUUCCAGCGGCGGCGCAACGGCCGAGGGGAGGUUACAGUUAGGAGCGGUGUUGGCCGAGGAGAGAGCGUUAUCAGCGAGGGAAGAGGAAACGCCGCCGGUGGUGACGACAGACAUGCAGCCGGCGAGGAUGUCGUUGAUGGAGUUGUUAGAUGAGAAUGAAGGGCAAAUGAGCUUGGUAGGAGGAGGAGGAGGAGAUGGAGAGGAAGAGGAGAGAGGAGCAGUGGAGGAGACGAAGGCGGCGGAGAUAAGUUGUUGUGUUUGUAUGGUAAGAAGCAAAGGAGCAGCGUUUAUUCCGUGUGGUCAUACGUUCUGCAGGUUGUGUUCGAGAGAGCUUUGGGUUCAAAGAGGAAACUGUCCUCUAUGCAACACCUCCAUUUCAGAAAUUCUUGAUCUCUUCUAGUCAUUUUCUUUUCUCUUUUAAUUAUCAUAUUUUAGGUUGUUUUGUAUCCUGCUGUAUCGUGUUGUUGAAUAUCCCUCUCUCUCUUUCAGAUUCAUGGAAGUGUUUACCCUUUUUCAGUUAUUUGGAGAGAAUAGUUAAGUUAUAU